UUUAAUUUGUUUUCACUUUUCACAAAAUAACUGGAAUUAGGGUUUCUAUUUUUAUUUUUCUACUAUUUAUUCUGUGUCCUUUUGCCAAUUAAUCUGAUUAUCGAUUAUUCUCUUUUGUUGGAUGCGCUGAAACUGAAAGUUUUCAGUAAGGUUUUCAUGUUCUGACAUUUCUUUUUGGAUUGGCAAGGGUAGUUAGUUAUUUGCAAUGAUAGAAGGUGGUAGAGUCCGGCUGAAGACAUGGCAGCAGGCAGCUGUGGCGUUGGGUUCGGCUGUUGGGGCAUUGUUGGACCCUCGAAGAGCGGAUUUGAUAGCGGCUCUUGGUGAGACAACUGGAAAGCCUGCUUUUGAGAGAGUUCUUCAGAGGAUGAAGAGUUGUCCUGAAGGGAGGGCUGUACUAUUGGAGCGCCCUCGUGUUGUUUCUGCAAAAGUAGGACAUGCUUGGGACAUGCCAACAAAUACAUUUGGUGCUGCCUAUGCUAGGUUUAUGGGAUCUAGGAACUUUUCACCAGAUGAUCGGCCUCCUGUGCGGUUCAUGGACACUGAUGAACUGGCUUAUGUAACCAUGCGGGCUCGUGAAGUGCAUGACUUCUGGCAUACCCUUUUUGACCUUCCUACUAACUUGAUUGGGGAGACAGCACUGAAGGUUAUUGAGUUUGAGCAGAUGCACCUUCCUAUGUGCCUGUUGUCCGUUGUAGGUGGUACGGCUAGAUUCAGUGAUAAGCAGAGAAAGUUGUUUUAUCAGCACUACUUCCCCUGGGCCAUUCGUGCUGGCAUGCGGUGCACUGAUCUGAUGUGUGUAUAUUAUGAGCGGCAUUUUCAUGAAGACUUGGAAGAUGUUCGCAGGAAAUUGCAAAUUAUUCCUGCUCCCAUUGUUCCUUAACACUAUGUCUUUGGACCUGAUAAUUUUUAUUUAGUUUUCUUGGCGAUAGUAGUGUGCUAGAGGUUUUUUAGCAAUCACAAUUUUGGAAUAAAAUUAAAAUCGUUGUACAAGCUCUGCCUCUGAUAUUUAGUCAAUGAGCUUUGUAUAAGUUGGAUUUUAUUAUAUGAUCAGUAAAAUAGACUUAUAAACCCAUCUAUUUUUACCG
Molecule: messenger RNA, 1085 nt
Organism: Cajanus cajan (pigeon pea)
Lineage: Eukaryota; Viridiplantae; Streptophyta; Magnoliopsida; Fabales; Fabaceae
Product: coenzyme Q biosynthesis Coq4 family protein / ubiquinone biosynthesis Coq4 family protein
Biological process (GO): ubiquinone biosynthetic process
Cellular component (GO): mitochondrial inner membrane
Source: RefSeq, a predicted model, not a curated record